CGGCGGGCCCCGGCCGAGCGCUGAGGCGGCGGGCCAUGGGGGCGGCGGCGGCGGCGGGCUGCGGGAGCCCUGCCUGCCCGCCUCACCCGCGGCGCCUCCGGAGGGAGCGGCGGCGCCGGAGCCCAGCGCAGCCAUGUGAUGCCGGAGGAGCGCGGGGGCGAUGAUAUGGAAUGUGGGCAGCUGCCUUCGGACACGCUCCGACAGGUGACGGUCCAGCGCCACCCCCUCUACGGAUUCGGCUUUGUGGCUGGCAGCGAGAGGCCCGUGGUGGUGCGGUCGGUGGCAGCAGGCGGCCCCUCUGAGGAUAAACUCCUGCCAGGAGACCAGAUCUUGGCCAUCAACGAUGAGGAUGUGAGUGAAGCCCCCAGAGAGAGAGUCAUCGAGCUUGUCAGGAAGGCCAAGGACUUCAUCAUCCUCACGGUCCUGCACACCCACCAGUCCCCCAAAUCUGCUUUCAUCAGCGCAGCCAAGAAGGCGAAGCUAAGGUCCAACCCAGCCAAAGUCCGAUUUUCUGAGCAGGUGACAGUCGGCGAGACAGACCCAGACAUGUUGAAGAAAGAAGCUCUCCUCCUCAUUCCCAACGUGCUGAAGGUUUUCCUGGAGAACGGGCAGAUCAAAUCCUUCACCUUCGAUGGCCGAACCACUGUGAAGGACGUGAUGGUGACGUUGCAGGACCGCCUGUCGCUGAGACACAUCGAGCACUUUGCCCUGGUCCUGGAGUAUUCCAGCCCGGAGCAGAGCCACCGCUUCCUGCUGCUCCAGGACAAGCAGCCGCUGGCCCACGUUGUGCAAAGAACACACUACCACGGCAUGAGAUGCCUCUUCCGUGUGAGCUUCUUCCCCAAGGACCCAGUGGAGCUGCUGCGCCGGGACCCUGCAGCUUUCGAGUACCUGUACAUCCAGAGCCGCAACGAUGUGAUCAGAGAGCGCUUCGGCACAGACCCCAAGCCAGAGAUGCUGCUGGGGCUGGCUGCCCUCCACAUCUACAUCACUGUCUCAGCCACCCGCCCCAGCCAGAAGGUCUCCCUCAAGAACGUGGAGAAGGAGUGGGGCCUGGAGCCCUUCCUGCCCCCCUCGCUCCUGCAGCUCAUCAAAGAGAAGAGCCUCAGGAAAUCCCUCUCGCAGCAGCUCAAAGCCCACCAGCACCAGCCUGGCGGCACCAAGGUCUCCACAGCCCAGGCAAAGCUGCAGUACCUGAGGAUCCUGAACGAGCUGCCGACCUUCGCUGGGGUUCUCUUCAACACGGUGGGACUGGACGAGAAGCAGGCAGCCACCACCCUGCUGGUGGGACCCCGGCACGGCAUCAGCCACGUCAUUGACCUGAAGACCAACCUCACCACGGUGCUGUCAGAGUUCAGCAAGGUCAGCAAGAUCCAGCUGUUCAGGGAGAACCAGGGGGUGGCCCGGGUGGAGACGAGCAUCCUGGAUGCCAAGCCGCUGGUGUUGCUGAUGGAGUGGCCUGAAGCCACCAACUUUGCCUGCCUGAUCGCAGGCUACUGCCGGCUCCUGGUGGACUCCAAGAAGAUGAUCCUGUCCAGGGCCCCCAGCCAGCCACCCCCACCUCAGAUUAUCAAGGCAGAUUACAUCAACGCACACAACUUCCAGCGGCCUGCCAUGGCAGGGCACGUGGGAAAGAAGGAGAAUGGGCUGGUGGGUGGCUCUGCCACUGUCACCGGAGCAGCCGGGGCUUCUGCCACCAGGGCUUCGGACUCGGAGCUCGUCCGCUUCUGCUACCUGCACAUGCGAGAGCAGAGGAAGGAGAGAGAGAGCGGGACGGAUAUCAAUGAAAACCUGAUUUUUUUUGAGGAAACUCGUCCCAGGACCAAAUCUGACCCCACUUCCAAAAGCUCUGGCCAAGGCUACAACGGGGUAGCUAAGGAGUGUGACCCAGAUGGCCUUGAGCAAGACAGGCACGCCAGCAGGGCCCGGGCACACACCAUAGACACCCACCUGCGCAGCGACAGCUCCCACUUCUACUGCGAGUCCUGCCAAGCCAAGAUCAGGAGCCGGCUGGCCUCGGGCACGGCGGGCAAGCCUGGCAGCACCCGCGACAACAUGGUGGACUUGACGUCGCUCCCCCCUCCCGGGAAUAAUGACGAGGAAGAAGACGAGACAACGUCCCUGCUCCCCGCCAUCGCCGCCCCCCCUCCUGGCUUCCGAGACAACAGCUCCGACGAGGACGACCCCAAGCGCCGGGCGGCUGCCCAGGGCCAGGAGCAGGGCCGGCAGCUCUGUGGCAUCCUGUACGACGAGAUCCCGGUCACUCUGAUCGACAGCGUGCAGCCACGGACCGUCCGGGACCAUGCCCAAGAGCUGGAUGAUGCCCUGGUGUCCACCCUGCAGGCACUGGAAGCCCUGGCUGCUUCAGAGGAUUGUCCACAUCCCCCUCCACAGCAGACAGCAGGUCUUAUUGUCCUGGCUGCCAUCACUCCUGAGUCAUCCUUGGACUCUGGCCACGAAACGAACUCCUCAGAGCUGACCGAUGUCUCAGAGAUGGUCUCUGCUAUGAAGCAGCAUCAGAACGCAGCCUACUUCCUCACCCAACACAUCAACAAAGAAAACCUCCUGGCCAGGAAGGACUUGCCUUUCCGAAUCCAGAGCUGUGCUGCCCAGGCAGUUCUCACCUCACCCUACCCCCUGAGCCGCCAGGACCCGAGCCCUUCACUGAAGCCAGCCUUCUCUACCCAAAAUCCCAGCCUUCCCAACUGCAAGAGCAAGCAGGAGCAGCAGCACGGGGAGCAGAGCUGCACCUCGGCUGCCCAGCCGGGGCAGACCCCCCAGCUCAGUGAGCAGAGCAAGGGGGCUUCAGUGCCAAGCUCUGAGUGCAAAGGUGCAGGUCACACAAAAGCUGCCUUUGAGGUACCUCUGCAUGCCACAGCAGCCCCAAGCAGGGAGCGGGCACAGGAUCUACAAGAGAAGAUGCCCAAAGAGGUGCAGCCGAGCUCCAAGCUCCUUCUGGAUCAGAAAAGCAGUGUCACUUCAGCCAUCGUUUCAGCUGCUCUGCAGCAGGUGGCAAAUGCAAAAGCCUCAGCUCCCCAUGUGGUAUCAGCCUUAAAAGAACAGAACAUGAAUGGUACCAGCAGCUGUGCAUCAGCCAGCAGCAAGCCUUUGACACUUAAAGGAGGUCCACAAACUGCAGAGACAUUAUGCAACUGUCAGCAGCAGCAGCAGCAAGUCUCUCUGCAGCAGCACUGUGAAGUUUCUCCAAGUCCUAAGGAAGCUCCUGGCAGCCAGGCUGAAGCUUUCCACCUCGCCUCAGCAGGCGAGGAAAUGAUGUCCAGUAAGACUUUUGCCUCUAAAAGCUACCAGCAAAAAGUGAGUAGAGAUGCUCCAGGAAAAGCUGCAAGUGGAGAGACAGGUCAGAAGGCAGGUGGGGAAGCCAUAAGCCUUGUCUUGCAGAAACACACAGCUCCUUCAAACCAAGGACAGAAAAUACAACAGGAAAGCUCAGCCAAAAUCUUAAAAGCUGAGAGCAGCAAUGUGCAUUCUCCAUCACCUGGUAGCACUUUCCGAAGCACCAGUGAGGAAGCCAAAGGGCCAAUCCAGCUGAUGCCCAGAUCUGAGAGCCUGCAGAUUAGCACUGUGCCUUCCAAAAAAGUAGAAAAAGUCCUGGAGGUAACCCAACAAGACGCUGAUGUCCCAGCUAAACCCAAAGCCCCAAAAGCUCCCUUCAGGCUUAGGAACCUGUUCUCUGCAACAUUUCCCACCCGGCUGAAGAAGGAGACGGACGAGCGGCAGGCCCAGCUGCAGAAGGUGAAGCAGUAUGAGCUGGAAUUCCUUGAAGAGCUGCUCAAGCCAAAGAGCAAAGGUGACCUCCCGCCACAGGAGUAUCUGCACCCACCUGCCCCUGGGCGCUGCAGCUGCCAGCUGAGGAGCAGUCCUGUGCAAAAAGUCCCAGGGAUGUCCAGGGAGCAAAGGCGGAGCUGUGACUGCAAGCGGAUUUGCAGGGGAAUGAGGCCACCCCCCAACCAGCUGAUGAUACCAGAACUGGAGAGGCGAGGCAGGGAUAAAGAUGCAGAUGACCAGAAGCAGGUAGAAGCCAUUAGGCUGACCAGCUUGAGCAGCCCUUCCAAGGGCAAACGGAUUCGAUCCACAAGUUUAGAGUCCAGAGACAACCGGUCAGAUGCAGAGAAAGACAUGUCCUGUUUGACAACGUGCACCUCCCGAGGGGAGUGCAUGAGUGCACCCCACUACAGGAAGCUCUUGCGUCGCUACAGUGUUAGUGAAAUAGACAAGACUGAUAGGACAUCCUUGUCCUCUGAUGUCUACCAGAACAUCUACACAACCAAGCAGAAAGGCCCCCAGAAAGAGCCUGAGCCCAGCAUCCUCUGUCCUGUUCCGAAGAGCAAACUCCAGGAAGCCUCUGGAGUGGCUGACCCCUCCUAUGUCCAGAUAGCACAGGACAAAAAGAACCAGAAGGGUUCAGCAGUGUUCUCUGUCCAGGAGGAGAUGUACCCAAGUCCUGCUGAGCUGCAGGAUGAAGACAUGGAGGAUGAGAAGUGCUGCUCCAUCCGGUACUGCUUCUACUACAGAAAAUGCGAUGUAGCAGAUGAUGGGAGCGAGAAGGAUGAGCUGUCCUAUUCUAUCCCCAUGCAGAUACUCCCGGGAAUGAAGCUGGACAAUCAGAUGGUCCCAGUCAUGAGCAGGACUCUUCAGGUCCUAGAUGCAACAGCCUGCAGCAGUCCCAAUGAGAGCCAGACCCAGGAAAUAGAUUUAAGGACCUCCAGUUUUGAGGGGAGCCUGGCAAAGAUCAACACCCUUCGAGGCCAUGCCUACAGCUUUCCCAAUGGGUUUCUGCAGGUGCAGCUGGACACCAAUGAGCUCCUGACCAUCCUGAGGCAGUGUGUGCUGAGUCCUGAGGUCCGGGACUGCAAACCCUACAUCUCCCAGCUGGCUGAGUACAAGCAGGAGCUGGCCCUCAAGUUCAAGGAGUUCCGGGCGUCCUGCCGCCGCGUGGCCGCCGUCGACAAGAGUCCCACCCACAUGCUCUCCGCCAUCACGAGCAGCUUCCAGGUGCUAAGCAGCCUCAUCGAGACCUUUGUGAGGCUGGUGUACGUCGUGCGCUCGGAGUCCCAGCGCCAAGAGCUGCUGACGAAGGUGGAGGAGGUGGUGAGAAACUACACCUUCCUCCUGAAGGCUGCCGAGGAGUCCACGGCCAGAACGCUGAGCCACCAGCAGACUGUGGAGCAGCUCACCCGCCAGUCAGCCACGGUCGCCACGGUCGUGAGCACUCUCACACGUUCCCUAAAGACGUUGAUCAAUAAGUAAAGCCAGCUGUGAAGACCAACAAGGCAGUGUGUGCCAGGCCAUGCUCUCAAAUGUCACGGGUCUGGUGAGGAUGCUAUGUCUGCAGGCCCAUGUUUACCAGGGUUUGCCAGAGCCAAGACACUCUUUGAUCUCUGCAGAUUGGAUGGUUGUGUUGGUGAUGGGUUUGAAGGGUGAAUUCAUGCCUGGUCACAAGCUGUGCAAUCAGCUGGCCCAGGGACUCAAGCAGCUUCUCUGCUUGUUCUCCCACACUGGCUUGUUGGUGACAGUACCUAGGAGGUACAGGCACCCCAUCUCCACACCAGUUUGGUUCCAUGGGGUUCUGGGCCUCGCUCGUGCAGGCCUUUGUCACAGUUUGUGGUGGGCCAGUGAGCUAUCUCCUGGCUUCACUUGGGCAGUCUGGAGCCAAACCAGUGUCUUGCCACGUAAACAACUCUUCUGCCUCCAGGAUCUUCCUGGCCCACAAACACAGCGUAAUUAGCAGCAGAAGGGAUGUCUGGGUGCAAGCCCCUGCUGCUGUGCUAGGGCUUGGGAAGUAGUCCCAGCAGGGGCUGGUUGCCAUAAUGCUGGGACAGAGCUAGGGCACCCUACUGGGCUCUGCUGUCACAGCUUAGGCCCCAGUGCUCUAGUCCUGAGCACAGGCACAGCCUGUGCCAAAGGCAAGGGCUUAAUGCCUGCAAGUGGGGACAAUCCAGAGACCUACAGGACUGCCAGUCCGACCUCGGUGCCAAGAAGGUCACGGAGCAGAUGGUCUUGGGUGCCAUCACAUGGCACAUACAGGGGAUCAGGGCCAGCCAGCACAGGAGAAAGGCAGGGGCUGCUUGAGCAGCCAGGCCUCCUGCUAUGACUGGGUGACUCUGGGUGAAGGAAAGGCUGUGGAUGUUGUCUGCCUAGAUUUUAGUAAAAAAUCUAACACUGUGUUCUUCACUGUGUUCUUCAGCAUUCUCCUGGAGAAACUGGAUGGAUGGAUGAUGGGUGGAUGGAUGUGGAUGGAUGGAUGGAUGGAUGAUGGAUGGAUGGAUAGAUGGAUGGAUGGAUGGAUGGAUGGAUGGAUGGAUGGAUGGAUGGAUGGAUGAUGGAUGGAUGGAUGGAUGGAUGGAUGGAUGGAUGGAUGGAUGGAUGGAUGGGCCCCAGAGAGUGGUGGGGAAUGGAGCUAAAUCCAUCUGGGGCCAUCACCAGUGGUGUUCCCCAGGGCUCAGUGCUGUGGCCUGUCCUGCUUUGUAACUUUUGAGGACACCCUCAGUCAGUCUAGAGAUGACACCAGUGUGGGUGGGGAUGUUGUGCAGAGGGCAGGAAGGCUCUGCAGAGGGAUCUGCACAGGCUGGGUCCAUGGGCUGAGGCCAACUGUGUGAAGGUCAGCCAGGUCCUGCCCUGGGUCACAACAACCCCCUGCAGCUCCAGCCUGGGGCAGAGGGGCUGGAAAGUGCCUGGUGGGAAAGGCCCUGGGGGUGCUGGCCAACACCAGCUCAACAGGAGCCAGGUGUGCCAGGUGGGCAAGAGGCCAGUGGCACCUGGGCUGUCCCAGCCAUGGUGUGGCCAGCAGGACCAGGACAGUGACUGUCCCCUGACUGGGCACUGGUGUCCAGCUCUGGGCCCCUCAUGACAAGAAAGACACCGAGGGGCUGGAGCACGUCCAGAGAAGGGAACGGAGCUGGGGAAGGGUCUGAACACAAGUCUGAUGAGAAGAAGUUGAGGGAUCUGGAAAGGGGCUCAGCCUGGAGAAAAGAAGGCUCAGGGGGGACCUUGUGGCUCCGCACAGCUCCUGACAGGAGGGAGCAGCCAGGUGGGGAUCGGUCUGUUCCCCCAGGUAGCAAGUGACAGGAUGAGGGAAAAGGCUUCAUGUUGUGCCAGGGGAAGUUUAGAUUGGAUGUAGGAAAAAUGUCUUCACUGAUGGUGGUCAGGUUUUGGAACAGGCUGCCUAGGGAAGUGGUGGAGUCACCAUCCCUGGAGGUGUUUAAAAGACCUUUAGUUGUGGCGUUUGGGCACAUGGUUUAGUGAUGCGCUUGGCAGUGCUUGGGGAAUGGUUGGACUCAAUAAUAUUAGAAGUCUUUUCCAACCAAAACAAUUCUGUGUUCCUCUUCUGGAUGGCUGAAUCCAUGCUAGAGACCCUGCAAGGAACCCAGAUUGACUGAUCUUUGAUCACUGCAAGCCAGAAGGUGGGCUAACAGCUGAGGGAGACCACUCUCACACCAUUCUCCAGAGGUUAGGCUCAUGCCCCCAAGGCUCAGCCCAGACCCUCUCCUAUUUCUUUUCACUGUGACCAUCAGAGAGGAGCCCCGGAUCAGCUUUGACCAUGGGCCAGGCAAGGGCUGUCCUCUUUGCCAGGGUGUUGGGGUUCUUUUUCUGUCUUCAACAGGCUGACUGCCAUAAGAAGCAUUAUUUAGUUCUCUGAGGUGGUUAUUUACAUGGAGUUGGGGUUUUUUGAUUGUUUUGGGGGUUUUGUUUUCACUCCUAGGUGAAUGGUAAAAUGAUUGCUAGUUGUGUUCCUUCCCACCCCAAAGUUCCCCUCCUCCUCCCAGUCUAGUAAUAGACAUAAUCAAUGAGACAGCCUUAACUGGUGUGUCCCUGCAGCCACCUACCCUCCAAACCAGAGCAAGGAGAGAAAUGCAAGGUCACACAUUGCAUUGCCCUCACCCUGCCACCCACUGCAGCUCAUGUCCCAUCGGGAUCCUGGUGCCCAUCCCUGUCACAGCCCCUCUGGCUGGGCAGGAGGUCACAGCCCUGGGCAGGAGGUCACAGCCCUGGGCAGGGUCACAGCCCUGGGCAGGGUCACAGCCCUGGGCAGGAGGUCACAGCCCUGGGCAGGAGGUCACAGCCCUGGGCAGGAGGUCACAGCCCUGGUCUCUCAGGGGUGAGGGCAGCUGUCCAACCCAGCCAGCUCGCCCCAGCCCUUGGGGAUGAUCAGGGAUCUCCGUGCCAGCAGUCGCUUCCCAUCUCUAUUGUUUUUGAUAAAUAUGCACAUUCAAAAUGUCUCGUUCUUCCAUAGGAGCUAUGGAAAUGCACAAAUGUGCUUUUAACAUGUGCAUCCUUGGAGUGCAAUAACCUCCCCUGGCCCGUGGCUGUCCCGGACUGGGGCCGUGGCUGUCAGCAAGGCACAGAGGAUCCUGCUGUGGGGACAGCCUCCUGAUUUCAAGAACCAUGUAGCAAAUAUCCAGUGGAAGAGCCAGUUGGGACUUCAGUCCGUGGUGGGCAAGGCCUGUUACAGUGCUGAAGGCUGACAGGGAGACGUGUUUUCCUUUUCCCUGGGAAUGACCUAGUAUGAAACUCUGAGUUUCUUCAAAGCUCCCCGUUAUGCCUAUAUCAUUCCUCCAUAAAUCUCUCAGUCUAAUACAGAGGAAAAAUUUUUUUAUUGUCUGUAUAUAGUAUAUAUAAAUAAAAAAAUAUGUUAUAUCUAUACACAAAUUUAUGUCUUGUUUUACAAACAAGAAAGAUUAAAUAUAUUAAUCUUAAUAUCCAAA
Messenger RNA from Taeniopygia guttata (zebra finch), 8723 nucleotides. It is a transcript of the gene FRMPD3, whose product is annotated as FERM and PDZ domain containing 3. Gene Ontology annotation, cellular component: cytoskeleton. NCBI's taxonomy places the organism in Eukaryota, Metazoa, Chordata, Aves, Passeriformes, Estrildidae. The record is from RefSeq and is a predicted model, not a curated record. Gene Ontology annotation, molecular function: protein binding.